Molecule: messenger RNA, 716 nt
Organism: Castor canadensis (American beaver)
Lineage: Eukaryota; Metazoa; Chordata; Mammalia; Rodentia; Castoridae
Source: RefSeq, a predicted model, not a curated record
GGGACAGUCCGGGAGCCGCGCCGUCUGCCUGUCGCGCGCUCCUCCCCGCGCAGCGCGAGCUCCCGAGGCCGCUCGGGGGAUGUGAGCGCCGAGGCCCCUGCGCUGCGGGACACCGAGUCGGCGCGGGCUCCGCGCGCCCGGGACGCACCGGGAUCCCGAGGCCCGACGGCGGCCGCGCGCCCAGCCCCCGAUUUGGAAGAAGCGGCCGACCCCAUCGCCUGGCAGAAGAUGAACCCGUCCUCCGCGCCCCCGCCGCUCCCGCCGCCCGGGCAGCAAGUGAUCCACGUCACGCAGGACCUGGACACGGACCUCGAGGCCCUCUUCAACUCGGUCAUGAACCCCAAGCCCAGCUCGUGGCGGAAGAAGAUCCUGCCCGAGUCCUUCUUCAAGGAGCCGGACUCGGGCUCGCACUCGCGCCAGUCCAGCACCGACUCGUCGGGCGGCCACCCCGGGCCGCGGCUGCCCAGCGGUGCCCAGCACGUCCGCUCGCACUCGUCGCCCGCGUCCCUGCAGCUGGGCGCCGGCGCGGGCGCAGCGGGGAGCCCCGCGCAGCAGCACGCGCACCUCCGCCAGCAGUCCUACGACGUGACCGACGAGCUGCCGCUGCCCCCCGGCUGGGAGAUGACCUUCACGGCCACCGGGCAGAGGUACUUCCUCAAGUAAGUCCGCGCUGAGCCCGGCCCGGGGGGACACAGGCGCGACGCCCGGGGCGCGCG